AUGUGUGCAUUUGUGGCUGCACAUGCUGGUGUUGGAACGCAUUCACAUAAGACGGAAAAUGUUUGCUUAAAAGCAGUAUGCAAAUCGAAAGGAGACAUUGUUGAAGCAGUUAAGGAACUUGAAAACGACUUUAGGACAAACUGUGGUUUUGGUUCAAACUUGACAUUUGAUGGACAUGUGGAAUGCGAAGCAGCUUUUGCAUCUUCCAAAGAUCAUGUAUUUGGUGCAGUUGGAGUGGUAUCUCGGCUGCGGAAUCCUAUUGAGGUUGCUGCAAUGAUUGCCAAAGAACAGUUGUGCGGCGACAAGAAAUUUGUGCUGCCGACUGUUUUGGUGGGCCGAGGUGCUGAAGACUGGGCUCAAAAGCGUGGGAUUGAACUUUGUGAUCCAAAAUCAUUAGUAUCAAAAAGAUCACAACAACAGUGGCGAGAAGCUCGAGAAAUUGUGAAAAGCUGGGAAAAGGAGACGAUGGAUACUGUAGGCGCUGUAUCGUAUGAAAAUGGUGGUUGUAAUGCGGCAUGUUCAAGUGGUGGAAUGAUACUGAAAACCGAAGGACGAUUAGGCCAUACAAUUCAAAUUGGUGGCGCUAUUUGGGCUGAUCAAAGAGACUCCAAGAGCGUUGCAGUUGCACUUUCUGGCUGUGGUGAAUAUAUCAGUCAAACACUUUUGGCAAAGACUCUUGCUGAAACUUUACUCAGUUGGAACUGUGAUGAAGAUGUGAUUCUGGAUAAAAUCAAACAUGUUUUCAAUGCUUCAUUUUUACAUUCUCCUUGUUUACAAACUCGAAAUAAAAGGCACAUUCUUGCUGGUGGGUUGGUGCUGUUUGUUGACAAAGAAAGUGGAUGCGCAGAACUUGUUUCAUUUCAUAAUACAACGGAAUUGACUUUUGCGUUUUUUGGAAAUGGAACUGGGAUGAAGUAUCGCUCUCGUUCGAAAAUGCACGGCUCAAUAAAGAAGUUUGUAAUUCCUUCUCGAGAUGAUGACUUGUUGGAAGAAAGCGACGAUUUUUACACGAUAAGUGUACGUCCGCAAUUGGACGAGAUCAUAUCAAAAGUGUUUCAAUUUCGUCAUGAUAUAGAUGCCGGCAGGUGGUCGCGAAUCAUCGAUAGAUUCGAUCACUUAUUUUUUACUAUAAAACCGUUUUCCGAGGGUGAACCGUGGCGUCUUCGUGCUCAGCUAAUCUCGGUUUUAAAUACCGGCCUAAAGCUGACAUUGGACAGCAUUGAAGAAUUGUUACCAAUGCUUACAAGUGAGGCAGAAGCCGAGUUAGCACAAGAUCUAUUUACUGAAAGAGAAAUGCACGCACGUGCAUUUUUGAUGUAUGUAUAUUUGUUGUGCCGACUUGCUGUUCUUUUUGAAAAAAAAUCAUCCAAUCGGCAGUCAGAAGCAUCGAACACCAAGAAAGGCCGCAAAACAGUGCCAGAUAAGACAGACGAUCAGUAUAUGAUCCAAUGGACGUACGAUCGAGGCAAUACUUUGAAAUUGUUACGCCGUGCAUUUUCAAUGAAUAGUAUUGAUGCUCAGGGACGACGGCGUAAUACGGCUAUUCGCUUUCUUUGGCAACCGUCUAUAGUGCCGCUGGAACUGUUAAAGAUUUCGAAAGAUCUGGCUUACAAAUUUCUUGAAAAUCCGGAACUCAGUAAGGUUAGCGGACGUGACUGGUUACAGACAAUAUUUGGCUACCUCAAAGUUAUUUGUAUUGACUACAGCGAAGUUGCUAAAGUUGGUGCUAAAUUGGUGAAUUUGAUGAAGCGUCUUGAUUAUUUAUCGCUUUCUUCGUUAACGCAGUCACCUUUUGUUGAUGCAAUCGAAUCUGUUUCUUAUUAUGACGAUAUGGACACUCUGUUCCAGUCAAUGCUUUCAGCACUUAGUCGCUUAUCAAAAAGUGAUUUUGCUCGUAAUGAUGUAUCAGCUCGACCGUUUUCUUUGUUUAUUGUUUCACUAGCCGAGAAGAAGCCGUAUUUGUUGAAUAAACAUAUCGUCAAUAUUGCUCCAUUUCUAUCAGAUGAUGUAUCUCCUGAUUUUUAUCUUCCAGCCACUCUUCGCUGUGCUGUUCUGACUGCUUUUGUCGAAAUCGUUAUGGUUGUAUAUAAGGGAAAUUUACCAGAAGGUAAUUUUCGAAGAUCACGUGAUCGGCUUCUUCUUCAUUUACAGGAUCAUACGGUUGACGUAAAUGCAGUGGUACGUUCUCGUGCGUUGCAACUAUGGACACGUUUAGCUCGUGCCUCACAAAUACCGAUAGUUUUUAUAAGUGGUGGUCUCAUUCGCGAUGCCGGUGGCCGUUUAAUAGACAAGUCAGUGUCGGUUCGGCGGAGUGCUGCUACAUUUCUAAGUGCUAUUUUGGAAUACAAUCCAUUUGGAGCUUCUUUGAAUGCUGAUGAUUUGGCGAAUGCCAUCAGUCGUCUUGAGGCAGAACGAUUUGAGCUGAAGAAUACCAAUCCAGAAAAGGAAGGAAUCAGAAAAGCCUGCGUUGAGUGGGCAUCUAUGAAAGAAAAUUUGAUCCAGUGGAUUACUAAAGCGGUCAAACAAAGAUUAAGCAAACGGAAUGCAGAUGCUAGUGAAGAAGAAAGCGUAGACAGCACUGUUGAUCAAAAUGGAAAUGAAAAUGCUGGAGAUACAGAGAAUAUUUAUGCUGGGGUCAGUGAAACAAAUAGCACCGGUGCGAACACGGUUGACGAGUGCAUCAUUGAUGAUGAUGUCACGCUUGAAGAACUGAUAACUAAAAUUGUGCAUGCUCUUGAAAAUCGUGGAACAUGCCGUGCGGCUGUCGAAGUGCUUGUUCGAGCAGCUCUCGAUGGCAGAUUUCCCACUGUUAAUAGGCUUGUGUUAGCUGAUGAUGAAGAGAUGCUGGAGCUGGAAGAUCGCAUUGGAGACUACCAAAAAACGAUGGAGGAACUAAAUAAUAAAAUCAAACUACAUGAGAAUGCUAUAAUGUUUUCACUGGAAAUUGAGAAUUGCAUGAAACUAGCCUUACGAUCGGUAAUGUAUGGACAAGCUAAUGAAUUGACUGAAAUUAUUCAUUUUAUUGUGGAAGCUAAUAAGUUUGGAAUUCGUGGCUCGGAAAAAAGUGUUCGUGAAUUGUUCAAGGUGGUUUGGAGACGAGACAAUGCGAUUAAAGAAAUUAUCACAAAUGCUGCCCGAGAUCUAUUCAUCUCUGCGAAUAAAGAUCGCGAUGUGAGUGCACGGAAAAGUGCGGAAAAUCUCAUCAAAAUAGUUCUUGGUAUCGGUGAAGAAGAAAGAGUAUCCGUUGAGGAGGUGCUUUGCUUGAUGGCUCGGGAAAACCGCUGGGAUAUUGAUUUGCUUGACGUGCUCUCCGCAGUAGUCUUUGAAACUCAAGGCGCAUCUCGCAUUGCAGCUUUGCGUCUCUUCUCUAUUAUAUGCAGAGCUAAUAAAGAAUUUAUGCGAGAAAGAUUGAAUUUUUUUAUUGAAUUAACGCAACGCGAGGGGUUUUUCGAUAAUGAUGACGGCUCAUUAGCAGCUGAAUUCUUUAAUGCAAUCGCAAUGUUGGGAAGUACACCGAACAUUAAAGACGCUAAUACUCUUUAUGAACCACCGUUCCGUCUCCCUGAAACGCACCGCAUCCUUCAAUGUGUUCACGCUGUAUUAGUGCAGAAUGUGGCAAAUACAUCAUAUAAUUGGUUAAGUAUGAUGCAAAAAGCGGUGAACACAAUAUUUUACGUGGCUGCGAGACCAUCUCUUUGUUGUCGACUUAUUGCCUGUGGAUUAGUGCAUGAAGCAAAACGUUCCCUCGCAUACUUUUUUCUGAAAAAACGAGAAAUUCAACAAAUUGAAACAAUUAACUUUGAAAAUCCUCCGAACAGUGCGGAUGUUGAUGAGUUUGAAGAUCUACUGGCGAUGGGAAAGGAGCGGUUACGAGAGUGUAGUGAAACUGAAGAUGAAGAACUAGUCGGAUCACAAAAUGUUGAUCUUGUUGGUGACGAAAAUCUAUCGAAGAUGAAAAAGGAUGUAUUGGAAUUAUUGGAUAAAGAUAAGGAACAGUCUUUUCUAGCUUGGGAAACAGUGGCAGAACGAGUUUGUGCCUUUGCUGGACAGAUCGCUUUGAAGACAUUAGUCCACACUGAUGUGUCAUUCGUGGCCGAAAUGAAAAGGAAGAAUGAAAUUUUACACACUAUUCGAGCAGCUGUGAAUGAUAUCGAUCAUAAAAAGUUAGAGAGAGCGAAUUGUGUUGAAGAAUUUUCAAUGAACAGAGUGCUUUCAACAUUGGAAGUUGAAUCGGUUGAAAGGCAUGGAUUUUUUGAAGUUAAUGAACAAGAAGAAGGCGAUCGUUUAGGCUUAACGGGAAUAUCCGAAGAAGAGCGCAUUUUGGAGCGUGCACAACGAAUGUGCGAAAAUGCUGUGUCCCGUAAAGGAUCGUUACUGCAUCGUUUAAGUAAAUUUUUAGUCGCAGUUGUAAAGUCUAAGAAAAACACAUGUUCAGAAAGACUUCGUUCGACUGCAAUAUUGGCAUUAUCAAAAUUCAUGCUUCUGAGUAUGAAAACAUGUAUUCGUUUUAUGCCAUUAUUCUUGGAUUAUUUCAAAAAUUCAUCAAGUUCAGAAUGCCGUAGCAAUUUGAUGAUUGCAAUUGGUGACUUAUGUUUUCGUUUUCCAAAUGUGAUCGAAAAAUAUAGUGAACAUCUCUAUCAUGGAAUAAAUGAUAAAGACGAUUAUGUGCGACAGACUUCCAUUAUUGUACUCUCUUAUCUUAUAUUGAACGAUAUGGUAAAAGUACGUGGAACAGUUGCCGAUCUGGCGCAAUGUGUUAAUGAUGAAAAUGUUAACGUCGGACAACUUGCAAAAUUUUUCUUUUCGGAACUUGCGAAGAAGGGAAAUGUUCUGUAUAAUUUGAUGCCUGAUAUGAUCUCACGUCUUUCAUCUAGCGAAUCAAUAACUAUCGAUGAUUUUAUGAAAAUAAUGAAAUUGUUGCUGGCAUUUAUCAAGAAGGAUAAGCAAGCUGAUAGUCUACUUGAAAAAUUAAUACAGCGUAUGCAAGGAGUCAUUAACAAAGAUGGGUUAUUUGACACACGGUUGGCAGAGUGUUUAUCAUAUUGUAUUUCAUGCCUUCCAUUAAGUGAAAAAUCCUUUCGUUUUAUGGCUGAAUCGUUACCAACUUAUUCAAAUUUGUUGGCUUUAGAAUGUGUUUUUACGAAUUUACAGUCGGCUGUUCUUCAUUUUAAAAAGUAUUCCGUACGGAACACAGAGCUUAAGGGAGAAGUGGAUGAUUUUUUGGAGUCACUGACUAAUAUGCACCAUGAUAAACAAGAACAUGAGGGCAUCGUUAAUCGAGGAUUGAUUCAUAGAAAGAAGUGCAAGCCACCACAGAAGGUGAAGAAAGCUCGUUAA
Messenger RNA from Acanthocheilonema viteae, 5337 nucleotides. NCBI's taxonomy places the organism in Eukaryota, Metazoa, Nematoda, Chromadorea, Rhabditida, Onchocercidae. The record is from the annotation of a GenBank genome assembly.